Molecule: messenger RNA, 814 nt
Organism: Tachysurus vachellii
Lineage: Eukaryota; Metazoa; Chordata; Actinopteri; Siluriformes; Bagridae
Gene: mrpl48
Product: mitochondrial ribosomal protein L48
Exons: 8
Coding region: 130-756 (208 amino acids)
Cellular component (GO): mitochondrial ribosome
Source: RefSeq, a predicted model, not a curated record
ACUUUAUAAAACACGAGUAAGAGACGCAGCGGAAAUGCUGGCUGCGGGUUAUAUAUAAAAUCUUACAUUUACGGAUGCGUUGAUGUUUAUUUACAGUCUAAGUGGAAUUUAAUCGUAUUAACUGAAGCGAUGAAUGCGUUAACAGGAAAGGUUUUGCUCAUGCAGAACACCCGAGCCUUGGUGCAGGCUGUAUCACUUAUUCGAUCGCCUGUAUUAAAGCAACCAGUGCCUCCAGGUGUCUUUUUGCCUGAGAGACAGUACAGAUCCAUGCCUUCACAUGGGAUUGGUAGAUAUAAGUAUUUACUUCCAAAGGAAACGCAAAAGAAGAAGAAGGAAAAAGUUCAGAUGAAGGAGAUCAAGGCAGCAACAGACACUGCAUACGGUGUGCUGAACGUGACUGUCUCUGGCUAUGACAUGACCCUGGUGGAACACUAUGCUCAGCACAUCCAUAAACUCUGCAACAGUCUUGAUAUCAAAGUGAAUGAAAGCUACGCCCUGCCUACUAAGAGCACUGAAAUCUUGGUCAUGCCUGAACAGGGCACCAAGAUGUAUGUUGAUGCCAUACUCAAAACUCACGAGCGGGUCGUUCAGAUCAGUCAAAUGAAGGCAACACUGGCUCCAGUGUUCCUGGAGGUCCUUCUCAAAAACCAACCAGAGGGAGUUCAGCUCUCCAUAAACGAGCACACUGAGGCAGAUUACAAAGCCCGCUUUAAGGCUAGACCAGAACUCGAAGGACUUCUAGCACAAAUGAGUUAAACACUUUGGCUGAAGAUGGGAUUUGUUAGAAUAUGUGUGUUAAUAAAUGUGUGAGGAU